ACGCGAAGAAAACAUCACAGGAGAUCCACACAAACUCUAACAGUCUCCAUCCCUAAUUCGUCAUCGAAAAAGCCUUCCUGUUCCUAGGAACUAGUGGCGUCGCUGGCUGGCCAUGGCCUCGGACCUUGUCAUCUUCCUCCUCUUCCUCGCCGUCGUCGUCGGCUCGCUAUGCGAGACGGCAAUCGGUCAUCACAACCUGAACCUCCCGUAUCAGCCGUCGUGCUCGACCACCGGCAACUACACCGGCGACAGCCAGUACAAGAAGAACCUCGACCAGCUGUUCACCAGCCUCUCCGGCGGCGCCAUCGCCGGGGACUGGUUCAACACCAGCUCGGUCGGGACGGGCGCCGACCAGGUGUUCGGCCUCAUCAUGUGCUACGCCGACAGCAACGCGACGGAGUGCCAGAAAUGCCUCGCCAUGGCGCCCGCUGUGGUCCAGCAUCCGUGCCGCGGAAGCCGGUCGGUGAACGCCAACUACGACGCCUGCCUCCUCCGCUACUCCGACGAGCCCUUCUUCUCCGAGCUCACCACCUAUGGCGGCAACACCAACGUUUCCUUGGACGUCGACGACACGAACCUCUACGUCGAGAAUAUGACCGCCAUGAACGACACGCGGUGGCAGCUGAUGAGCCAGCUCGCCGAGAGGGCCGGCGACACCAAGCUCAGGCUGGACAACGGCAGCUUGCCGUACGUCGACUCGAAGCUCGGCACGUCGGCGUUGUACGGGCUGGCGCAGUGCACGAGGGACCUGGCGGCGAGCGAGUGCCGGAGGUGCCUGAGCGGCUAUGUCAAUGACCUCAGCAACACCUUCCCCAACAACAGCGGCGGCGCCAUUAAGGGGUACAGCUGCUACCUCAGGUACCAGCUUUGGCCGAUAGACAUCACGCUGCCCCCGCCGCCGUCGCCGCCUCCGGCACCGCCUGCACCUCCUCCUCCCUCGGUGUCGAUAGGACUCGUGGCCGGAUUGACCGUCGGCGCCGUCUCGUUCGUGGUGGUUCUUGGUGUCUCAAUCUGGCUCCUCUUGCACCGCCGGCGGAAGCACGCCGGCCUAACGAUGGAGCAGGAGAUGGACGAGGGUGACUUCUUCGACGAUGAGGCCGGUGACUUUGAGAAGGGGACUGGACCCAAACGGUUCCGCUACGGCGAGCUCGCCAUCGCCACCGACGACUUCUCCGACGAGCACAAGCUCGGGGAAGGCGGUUUCGGGUCAGUUUACAGAGGGUUCUUGAAAGAAUUGAACCUUGACGUCGCCAUUAAAAGAGUGUCCAAGAGCUCAAAGCAGGGGAGGAAGGAGUACGCGUCGGAGGUGCAGAUCAUCAGCCGCCUCCGCCACCGCAACCUGGUGCAGCUCAUCGGCUGGUGCCAUGGCGGCGGCGAGCUCCUCCUCGUCUACGAGCUCAUGCCCAAUGCCAGCCUCGACACCCACCUAUACAACCAUAGCGCCAACGCGCUCCCAUGGCCACUCAGGCACGAGAUCGUGCUCGGGAUCGGCUCGGCGUUGCUGUACCUGCACGAGGGGUGGGAGCAGUGUGUGGUGCACCGCGACAUCAAGCCGAGCAACAUCAUGCUUGACGCCGCCUUCAACGCCAAGCUUGGCGACUUCGGCCUCGCGAGGCUCGUCGACCAUGGCCGGGGCUCCCACACCACGGUGAUCGCCGGCACGAUGGGGUACAUGGAUCCGGAGUGCAUGAUCACCGGUAGGGCCAACACUGAGUCCGACAUAUACAGCUUCGGUAUCGUCCUCCUCGAGAUUGCCUGCGGCCGACCGCCGGUAAUGGCACCGGAACACCAAGCUGAGAAAGGACAAGACAUGAUCCACCUUGUUCAAUGGGUCUGGGAUCUGUACGGCAAGGGGAGAAUUCUUGACGCCGCCGAUCACCGGCUCGAUGGCGAGUUCAACGGCGGGGAGAUGGAGCGUGUCAUGAUCGUCGGGCUCUGGUGCGCGCACCCUGACAGGAGCGUGAGGCCGGUGAUCAGGCAGGCCGUCAGCGUGCUGCGAGGUGAGGCGCCGCCGCCGAGCCUCCCGGCGAGGAUGCCGGUGGCGACGUUCCUGCCACCGAUUGAUGCUUUCGGCUACACAUCUUCGGCUGUAACAGGGAGCAGCACCAGCAGCGGCAACAUAGGCGUUCCUAACACUCAGACAUCGUCCUUGCUAAGAUGACAUAUUUGACAUCUCAGCAAUGCAUUUUGUGUAUAAGAUCAACUGCACAUUGGAUUAAUUUUUUUAUUAAUUUUUUUAGUGUAUCUUUGGUUGGAUGUGGGCCGUUGAAGAUAUGGGAUCUAAGGGUGAAAAUUCGUUGCUACUACACCUCUAUACUAGGUGUAGUAGCUAGUGUAGUAGAAGGGUAGUUAUGAAAAGAAUUAAUAUUUCUUGUAUAAUUAUUAAUUUUUUUUCCUAUCAUUUGA
Molecule: messenger RNA, 2406 nt
Organism: Oryza sativa Japonica Group (Japanese rice)
Lineage: Eukaryota; Viridiplantae; Streptophyta; Magnoliopsida; Poales; Poaceae
Product: L-type lectin-domain containing receptor kinase IX.1
Biological process (GO): protein phosphorylation
Cellular component (GO): plasma membrane
Molecular function (GO): protein kinase activity; ATP binding
Source: RefSeq, a predicted model, not a curated record